AAUGAAGCAGAGUUUAUUUCGUCGGCAUACCGGUUAUGUGAGAGUGCCACAGGCUAUCUGUGGUCCUUCAUAAUUUAUACGGGUAAGCAGACUAGUGCAGACAUUCAUCAAGUUCCAGGGAGCUUGGCGAGUACUGCACUAGUCAAAAAGCUUAUUGAUCCCUUACUAAAUAAGGGUCAUCGACUAUUUAUGGACAACUGGUUCAAUUCCCCAUUAUUGGCACGCUUUUUGAAGCGUAACGGUACCGACUGUGUUGGUACCUUACGUCCCAAUCGAAAAGACGUGCCCUACUUGGUAGCCAAAGCUCCGCUCAUGAGGGGAUAGCUUUUAGCAAGGCAUUCUGGGGACGUAUGUGUGUUGGCAUGGCAUGAUAAAAAAAGGAUCACCACCAUUUCCACCUGCCAUGGUACGGCCACUGGCUUAUCCAACAUAUAUACGAACCCAGUGCGGCCAAUUCCAUUCAAGCCUCAAGUGAUCUUAGACUACAACAGGUCUAUGGGUGGGGUGGACAUAAAGGACCAAAUGUUAGAGCCGUACCUAAUUGAGCGGAAACGAUGUGCCAAGUGGUACAUGAAGAUGUUCAAGCGGUUGCUGAAUGUCUCCAUUCUCAAUGCGCGCAUCCUAUUGGAAUCUUCUCAAAAUUCCCGCGUUGACCAUUUGUCUUUCCGCCUCCAAUUAGUGGACGCCAUUCUUUCCCGACAUUUUUCCCAAGUUCCUGUGCCUCGUUUGCCCCCUGCGGAUCGCGCAGCCAAUUUGCCUCGUGUGGUGGUUGAACACAAUCACUGGCCGGUUUAUAUCCCAAACCCGCCAGACCGACAAAAUAAUCGCCAAACCCGAGCCAGAUGCGUUGUGUGUUCUUCGCAUGGCAUUCGGGGACGGUCGACCCCAUUCAUGUGUGAGUCUUGCAAUGUGCCGCUUUGUGCGGUAAAUUGUUUCAAGGCUUACCAUGCUUCAUAGUCUUGUCUUUUUGCGCCUUUGGGCCUUUAUUUUUUCCUUUUACCUUUUCUUUCUGCGCUGCAGAGAGGAUGUGGGAGUUGAACCGGUUAUCAUAAAUAGUCGGUAACACAGGUUCUAUGUAUGAAAGAAGAGUGUGUAUGUGUGUGUGUGUUGCGUGUAAAUUUGUAUAAUUGUAUUAUUUUUGCUAUCGCUUACAUUGUAUUUCAUUAUUGUUUCUAUUUUUAUUGUUUUGUAUAAAUGUAGGUUCAUAUUGUAACUUUGACUUUUCGGAUAACCAACACCUCAGUCCGCCUCGUGACCAUGAAGGCUGCAAAGUCUUGGUGAUUCUUUCUAUGCUGGAGCCGUACUUGUGAAGGGAAUGUGUAUGUGUCUGCGCCCCGUGCCAUAGGCGCUUCAAUUGUAUUUUGUCGUACUAUUUAUUUUUAUUGUGUACUUUGUCGUCUGAUUUCUAACCUUUGUUUGUAAUAUGUUUUCUAUGUAACUAGGUUUUUAAGUCUAAAGAAAUAAAUAUAGUCAAUAUAAAAAAGUAUUUUAUUUUUACAAACAUAGCAUCGGAAUGUUUGCCGACAAACAUGACAUCUACAUGACAUUACGCGUGUCACCUUAUUGCUUGCCGGCAAACAUUCCGAUGCUUCAUGAAUUUAUGAAUUUAAUCUUCGAAAAGUUUCCGGCGGCACUCCGGGUCCCGCCUCCGGUGUUCCGGGCAUUUUUGCUUGCCCGCCUCGGCGCGGCACGCGUCGCAGAAAUUGCCCGUCCCCAAUUCCGGGGACGGGCACAGCUUCUUCUGGGGCGGUGGCCCCCACGGGUCACCAUCACCGUAAGCCCUGUUAAUUUCAUGCUGUUAGUACAUGCGCAAAGCAAUGGACAUUCGCGCGAUUGUAAAGUACAGUAAUCCUGCAAAUCCGGUGAUCUACGACGGGUGAUAAUCAGCGUGGAGUGUUAGUAGCAGGGGAGGCGGGAAGGGCGCGGGUCGCCAUGCGCUACUCAUCUAUUUUUUGUUAGUCGUCAAUCGCCUAAUUUAGUUGUAAUUUUUUUACAGUAUAUUGUUUGUCCGUUAUCCGGACGCUUGGAUAAAGUUAUUGCCCGUUCGGAUUAGCGAGAUCCUACUAUAGCCCCAUCCGUAGAUCGUAAAUCGUUGAAUUGAAUUGUGUAUACAUCAGACUACGAAAUUUUAGUAAGUAAAAUAAACAUUUUAUGUUAUCAUGAUUGUAAUCGUUAGAGAUAUCUUUUAUAUGCGACUUACCGUUUUCUUUCCAUUUUCAAAAUUUAGAUUAGAUAUAUAUGACAAUAAGACAAAAAAAAAACCAGUUCGUUUCAGUGACACCAGAUAGAAUGAAGUUGACAAUUUCAUUCUAUCUUGUCUUCCCUGAAGACAAGUGCUCCUACAUUAAAUUCUCGUUCUUUGCCGUUUUUAUA
Messenger RNA from Manduca sexta (tobacco hornworm), 2373 nucleotides. RefSeq names its product piggyBac transposable element-derived protein 4-like. The annotation marks the transcript as partial. The record is from RefSeq and is a predicted model, not a curated record. The transcript has a single exon. NCBI's taxonomy places the organism in Eukaryota, Metazoa, Arthropoda, Insecta, Lepidoptera, Sphingidae.